CUUGCGAUCAAGGACUCCUGGGAAUACGAAGAACGGCCUAAAGAAGGUCUGCUACUUAAGGAGGCGACGGAAGCCGGUGUGAAGAAUGUGGCGCGGUAUUACCACCAUGAGACGGUGCUCAUCAAGGACGAGGUGGACGAUGUUUCGAAAAACGUGCGGAGGGGACUGAGCGAUACA
Messenger RNA from Lindgomyces ingoldianus, 177 nucleotides. RefSeq lists its product as uncharacterized. NCBI's taxonomy places the organism in Eukaryota, Fungi, Ascomycota, Dothideomycetes, Pleosporales, Lindgomycetaceae. The annotation marks the transcript as partial. The record is from RefSeq and is a predicted model, not a curated record. The transcript has a single exon.